Octodon degus (degu) is the source of this 2679-nucleotide messenger RNA. It is a transcript of the gene Tmem79, whose product is annotated as transmembrane protein 79. NCBI's taxonomy places the organism in Eukaryota, Metazoa, Chordata, Mammalia, Rodentia, Octodontidae. Gene Ontology annotation, cellular component: trans-Golgi network membrane; lysosomal membrane. The coding region runs from base 414 to 1598 and encodes 394 amino acids. The record is from RefSeq and is a predicted model, not a curated record. The transcript has 4 exons. Gene Ontology annotation, biological process: regulated exocytosis.
UAGAACAUAAAUUUAACUUCUAAGGCAAACUGCAAACCUUCCACAAAGGAUGACAUUCUUCACUACUUUUUCUGUCGGCCAAUUCAGCAGGGGCGGGCCUGCCCCUUUAAUUUGGGCCCCACCUGCUCUGGUCAGACAGGUUUGGAGACACAGGUAGAGGGAGUCAGCCAGAGAGAAACACUUGCAGAGCCAGCAGGGAGCUAGGCAGCUCCUUCCUGGAUGCUGGGAAUCCUUCACCUCUCUCCAGAUGAAAAGUCCCAGAAGGGCCGGAGCCCUCCAGCCCAUCGGCCCUGGAGAGUCUCCCUCCAUGAACUGUUCAAAAGGCCAGAAGACAGGGGCUUCUGACAGAGCUUUCCUCUGCUCCUUCCAGGAUGACAUGACCUUGCGGUGGACCCCAGGACUGGUACCCCAGGAUGACAGAACCUGAGACCUUGGCCCUUUUGGAAGUGAAGGGGCCUAAAACCCCAGAGAAGAGCUCUCCUCAGACUCUUCUCCUCAGUGGCCAGCAGUCAGAAGGGGAAGGUGGAACUGAGUCCCCUGGUGUUGAGUCCCUCAGAGUGGGGUCUUCAGUUGGGUCUCCCAUUGGCAGAGAGGGGACUGAGGAUGGGCUAGACAGCACAGUAAGUGAGGCUGCCACUUUGCCCUGGGGGACUGAUCCCCAGCCCAGUGCCCCAUUCCCUGACCCCCCUGGCUGGCGGGACAUUGAGCCAGACCCUCUUGAGUCGGAAGCACUCACCAAACCAGAGGAGCUGCCUGAAGAUGACAGUAACUUGCUGCCUGAAAAGGCAGCCCGGGCCAUUGUGCCCAUUGACCUACAGUGCAUUGAGCGAAAGCCCCAGGAGGACCUCAUUGUGCACUUUGAGGCAGGGGAGACUGAGCACAGAAACUUCCUGCCCCCUCGUGCCACCCAUCCUGAGCCCCCUGAGUGCAAGUGGGCCGAGGCAGUCAUGAGGCCAACAGGCCGGUCCUGCAGAGGCUGCGGAAGUUGUGGAGGCCGAGAGGGGAUAAGGGCUGUGGCCUCAGUGGGAGCUGCUCUCAUCCUCUUCCCCUGCCUACUCUACGGAGCAUAUGCCUUCCUGCCUUUUGAUGCCCCACGGCUGCCCACCAUGAGCUCUCGCCUGGUCUACACUCUGCGUUGUGGGGUCUUUGCUACCCUCCCCAUUGUACUGGGACUCUUGGUGUAUGGCCUGAGCCUGCUGUGCUUUUCUGCCCUACGCCCCUUUGGAGAGCCAAGGCGGGAGGUAGAGAUCCACCGGCAGUAUGUGGCCCAGUCUGUCCAGCUCUUCAUCCUCUACUUCUUCAACCUGGCUGUGCUUUCCACCUACCUGCCUCAGGACACCCUCAAGUUGCUCCCCCUGCUCACAGGGAUGUUUGCCAUCUCCAGGUUGAUAUACUGGCUGUCCUUCGCUGUGGGCCGCUCCUUUCGAGGCUUUGGCUAUGGCUUGACAUUCCUGCCGUUGCUGGCCAUGCUGGUGUGGAACCUCUACUACAUGUUCGUGGUGGAACCUGAGCGCAUGCUCACAGCCUCUGAGAGCCGCCUGGACUAUCCGGACCAUGUCCGCUCCGCGUCAGACUACUGGCCACGACCCUGGGGCUGAGCAGCUCUGACCCAGACACACCUUUCUCUACCCAGCUGCAGGUCUUGGCUAUGCCCCUAGCCAGAGGACCUUGGUGACAGGAACCUUGCUGCCCCAUAGGGUUCUGUGCAAUCAGAGACUGCACCCACCUUGGCUAUCUUUUUGCUUGGGGAGUCUGUGACAGGUAUAAGGGAGGGGCUUUUUUUUGGGGGGGGAUAGGAUUUCAAUAUGCAAUUGAGGCUGGCCUUGAAUUCUCAGAGGUCCUCCUGCCUCAGCCUCCCAAGUGCUGGGAUUACAGCUGUGUACUACCAUAGUUGGUGACCUUUUUUGCAGGGAAAGAUAUGGAACUCUAACGCAUACUGAGGACAAGGGACCAAGACAGAAGUAUGGCUCCUUCCUGGGCCACCUCCCACACUGCCCCCAGGGCUCUAGAUGUGGGGACUUUGCUCUUCUCCAGCUCCCUGUGACAUAUACUAGUCUCGUAUAUGUCAGUUAUGGAGACAGAGGAACUCAAGGCCAUUGGAAACACUGCUCAUGUUUGCUGAAGACCUUCCUGGGGGUCUGGGUUCAGAACAUGCCCCAGGUAGCCCUAAAGGCCCAUUAGCCUCAUUAACCUCUGAAAGCUGCCAUCUCCUUCCACCAGACCUGUGCAAGCUCCUGGGACUUCCUGGAAGUCACGUGUUUCACAGGAAGAGAAGAGUGCACAGGAAACCCUGUUUCCCAGAGCAGUGUGCAUGUGUGUACAUAUGUGUUCCUGUACAUGCAGUGCCUGGAGUGUAGGAAGGUGUGGCUGAGGCUAACCUACUUUGAGCAGAUGUAACAAUAAAUCCCCAGCAGUCUUCACUGGUUCUUUCUCCCUCUUUGCACCCCCAGCCUUUAGUGUUUCUCCUUGUCUGAUUCAGACUGCACAUGCUGGAGGGUGGCUGGCAAGAGCCUGCGCUCUAGAGGAACAGAACAAAACCCAGUGAAACGGGGCCUCCAGUAGGCCUGCCUUCCAAACCCCUCUCUUCCCCCUCCCUUUCCCUGGAACUAGCCUCACACCAACCCAACACCACUUACACACUGAGACUGAAACCUUGUGAAAAAAUAAUUCUAUUUCAUG